UUCAAGAAAAGGAAAAAAUAUGAAUUCGGAAAAUUGUGUUGAGCACAUUCCAUGCUGCAUGAAAGAUGAAAUUGAAAAAACUAAAAAAAUCACUUGGGAUGAUACAAAUGGGCAGCAGGCUGAAUGUCAAUCAAGGUGUGAAAGCAACCGAACCAUACACGAUGAAAUGAGUGAAAAAAUGGGUGCGAUUGGAGCUUGGGCAACUGGCAAAUGUGAUUGGAAUCCAAAAAGUGGUUUGGUUGGUGUUAAACCAAUUGUUGACCAUUAUUCCAUAACUCAGUUCAGCACACAAGAGUGGCAUCAACGCAACAAUGACAUUUACGAUGAAAAUCAUCAAAUCAUACUUCAAAGUCUCAAAAUCGAAGACAAAAGCAAAGAUACAACCGACCAUGCAAACGCACUAGUUGAUCGUCAUCAAGAAAAUAGUACAAAAUUACUGCGAGAUCGAACACACGAUGUGUAUAGAUUAAAAACAACAUUAGAGCGUGCAAUACGUGCACAAAUGGACGAAAUAAGUACUUUGGCCGAGCAAAGAAAUCGAAUGAUGCAAGCACUUGUCGUUUUACAAAAACCCGAAUCGAUUGCAACUGAAUGUAUUGAAAGACGAAGUCGACGCCCUGAUAGCGAACUGAUCCGUGACGGUCCUGAAGAAGAGCUUAUCGAAGAGAUUGCAUUGAUUUCGGAAAUUCGUAAUGUAUUUAAUUCAUCUGUGAAUGACAUCAAUAGACAACAGAGUGAAAAUCGAGCGGCACGUGAACGUCUCGAAAGCGAUUGGUCCGAUAAAAUGCAUGCAUAUGAAAUUGACUCAAGAAAUUCAGCACUGAACAAUAAAUCACAUGAGAUACUUUUCAAACCGGGCGCUACUCGAUUUAUGGAUGGUCAAUCAACCGAAGAUCGAUGGGAAGCAUUCACUAUACAGGCGCUAAACGACUGUGAAGAUGUGCGACAAAAUUCGAUAAAAUUGCGCGCUAAAAUUGAUGCGAUACUUAUAAACGCAGCCCGAGAUUUGCGUACAAAAGCCGACCGUGUCGUCAGGUCAUUCAACCACAAAAUCGGAAAUCUUGAUGAAACUUGCCGCAAACUCGAAACUGAAUUAACCGAUUGCCUGAAACGAUUGGCCGACACUGAGCUCUUAAUAGAAAACCUCACUCAAAGCAUGCAAAACAUGGACACACCGAUGAAAGUGGCUCAGACCCGUCUUGAUAAUCGUAAUCGCCGUGUAAAUGUGGAAAACUGCCGUGAUCGUGCCCAUUUUGGUCUGGUAGAAGAGGUCCGUAGCAUUGAAGAAGCCACAUUGGCUCUAUCGAUCUCGAUCAAAGAAGCCGAAGACACAAGAACUGCCUUGAAUCAAACCCGAAUCUUAAUCGAACGUGAAUUAUUGCUGAAGCGUCGAACACUGCAACUCGAUCGAGAACGUUGCAUGUUUUACCGCAGUCAUUAUCCAUCUGCUACGGCUUUAAGCGGUUAUUAAUCACAGCAUUUUUGUCAAUACUGAAAAAAAUCAUACAUAUGCAAAUAUAGACGUACACGCAAUAUUUAAUUUUAAAAAAAAUAACUUAAUAAACAUCAUCAGCUUACGUGAAUGACGAAAUUGACUCAAUUGAAUGAAAUUUGAGUGACUUUUAUCACGUUAAUUGUUUACGAACAGCUCCCAUCCCAUCCACUGGAUUAGCUUGAAAAAUAAAUACACCGGCAAUAGUGUCAACAGCACCAAGAUAUAAUACAACACGUCA
Molecule: messenger RNA, 1733 nt
Organism: Contarinia nasturtii (swede midge)
Lineage: Eukaryota; Metazoa; Arthropoda; Insecta; Diptera; Cecidomyiidae
Product: tektin-4
Exons: 8
Coding region: 20-1471 (483 amino acids)
Biological process (GO): cilium assembly; cilium movement involved in cell motility
Cellular component (GO): microtubule cytoskeleton; nucleus
Source: RefSeq, a predicted model, not a curated record